AAACGGAGGAUUUCUUCGACCCGCAGAUAAGAUGGCGGACGAUUGCAGUAAAGAUUCUCACAAAACUGCAACUAAAAUUGGAUCCUACAAUGUUGGGGCAACAAUUGGCAAAGGAAAUUUUGCUGUUGUCAAAUUGGCUGAACACAAUAAAGCUAAUGUUAAGGUUGCCGUCAAAAUGAUUGAUAAAAGUCAACUUGACCAGGAGAAUUUAUGCAAAGUACUUCGUGAAGUCCGUAUCAUGAAGCUAGUCAACCAUACAAAUAUUGUCAGGCUGUAUCAGGUGAUGGAAACAGAGCGCUACUUAUACCUGGUCACUGAGUAUGCUGCAAAGGGAGAAAUAUUUGAUCUGCUUAUAAAAACUGGUCGAAUGCACGAGAGAGAAGCAAGAAAAAUGUUUCGUCAAAUAAUAUCAGCAGUGGAAUAUUUACACCAGAAGAGAAUAGUGCACCGUGAUCUCAAGGCCGAGAACCUACUCUUAGAUGAAAACAGUCGUAUCAAAUUGGCUGAUUUUGGCUUCAGUAACAUCUUUGAACCCGGUGCAAAAUUAAAAACUUGGUGCGGUAGUCCACCAUAUGCAGCUCCGGAAUUAUUUGAAGGCAAAGAAUAUUAUGGCCCUGCUGCAGAUAUAUGGAGCAUGGGCGUGGUGCUGUAUGUGUUGGUAUGUGGGGCGUUACCUUUCGAUGGAAGAACUCUACCGGAUUUGAAACAGCGUGUGUUAACCGGAAAGUUCCGAAUACCGUUUUUCAUGUCGUCAGACUGCGAAAGUCUGAUUCGUCACAUGCUUGUUGUGGAUUUGAACAAGCGUUACUCGCUGAACCAGAUAAAACAGCACAAGUGGAUUAUCCAAGGUGAACCGUACGAUUUCAUACUGGAAGAAGACGAGUUUUGUUUCGCUCAACACCAUGGUAACAGCGAGAAUGGUUCCAGCCUGUACAAUCAAGUUGUGCUCAACCAAAUGGAAAAGUUGGGCGAGAGCAGUGUUAAAGUUAUUAACUGUUUACAACAAAAGACAUUCGAUAACACAUACGGUCUUUAUCACAUAUUACUAGACAAGCACUUGAAAAUGCAGCGUAAAAAAGUAUUGGAAAAAAAAUCGUACAGCGAUUUCACUCAUUUAGAAGGCUUGACACUUGAUCCGGAACCAGGCAGUCCAGAGAUUGAAAAUAAGGGUGUAACUUUCGAAACAAUCGAGCCACAGGAACUUAUUAUCGAAGAAGGAGAGCCAGACCAGGUCGAACUUGCUAAAUACUUCUCUAGACGAAGAGAGACUAUCGCAGUUUCUCACAUCACGCCAAGCCCGAGAAACGCGGGUCUUAUGAACCAAUAUAACAUGGACCAAGUUCAAAUUCCGGAAAUAUCCAUAUGUCCGUCUCCAAGUCCACCCCACAUGGAGAAGCCUAGUAAGCUGCAGUACAAAGAACAGUACCUACCACGCCCUGCUGUCUUGCAGGUACGGCCUCAAUUUGACCGUCGGGCCUCUGAUGGAUCUGCAACAUUGCAGGACAGUAUUGCGCAAUUUAAUAUGAGGCGUAGUCAAUCCAAAGCUAACCCUUCUGUUGAUGUUGGCAGGAGCAAUAACUUGUGUGUGAUUGAGGAUGACAGCAAUGGAGGCUCCGAGUCAGACACUGAGCCGGACAUGGAAGCUGUGAACAGCUAUCUAGAGAAGGGUAGAGGAAGCAGGAAGAGACAUACAUUUAGUAGUAUAUUAGAGACGCCCGUUGAAGAUGAAGAAAGUGUUGGUUCAUUAAAAGCUUUCCAUCAACAGCUACACAUGUCGAAAUCGAGAACGAAAUUAGAGCGAGAGACUAGAAGUCCAGUGCCUUAUUUACCUGUUAGCCCGGAAUCCCGAAGAAAUAUAACGGGUGAACGCAGACCGUCCGAUGGAUCGUUAACAGUUCACUUAUAUACAGAAAAAAAAAAAGAAGAACCGGACUCUUUAUUGAAGCAAAUUCAUUUAGAGCAUAAGAAACUGCAAAACCAAUACGGUACUAACGCUUCGGAAUAUCCCCGUCCACCGCGUCGGAACUCUUCUCAUAACCAUUUACGAGAAGGCUUAAGAUAUUCGUACCCAUCGUACCAAGAGAACACUGAUACAUCAAUAAUUGUGCAACAACUCGAGACUGAACUGUCGCCGAACGAUCCUUGCCUUGCCAUGCUCCACCAAAAGCAAGAGGCGCAGCAGCAGAAUUUACUCGUGAAGUUUUUAGUGGAGCGCAAGAUUUUAGAGCGACAAAUGGAGGAUGCUAGGCGAGAAUUAAUCCGUCGUGCCUCCGAAGGUGCGCCGAGGUUGGAAAGUAGCAUUGCCGAAUUUUUAGCACAACGCGAAAGUAGUAAGAACGUCCCGUCGACUACCGAUAUUCAACCAAAUGCAACGGAACUUCAGGACGAAAUGAAAAAAUUAAAUUUGCAGGUAUCGAGUGGCCUCCCCGGAUCGAUGUCUCACGAGCCGGUUCGUUUUAACGACGAGUUGUUCGAUUCCUCGGCCCCUACGUACACUUCGUCGCUUCUCCCUUCCCCUGGUAGAAUGGAUAUCGACGACUCUCUUCCCGACAGAAGGUCUGAGUAUAGGUACGCUAACCCUCAGGCUUUGUUCAACAGCCCUUAUUCUCGCUCAAGAAACUCACACUUGUUGCCACUAGCGCCGAACUUUGGUGUUUCCCGAAUGAAUUCGCCGUAUGGCACCGCAACUAAUGCAAUGCAUGCACCAGAGAUUCAAUCUCCGUUGGUGCAUAAUGGAGGUAUACUUUGGUCGACGAUGAAUCCGGAUGAGGAUAUCACUACCACGAGUUCGGAAAAUCUUCAUAAAACGCUGACAUCAUCAUUUAGUGUCGACUUAACCACAUCUUUAACAACCACGGAUGCAGUGGAUGAAGUGAAGCGAUGUUUGGAUGAACACAAAGAAAUAGACUAUAGCCAAUCAGACACGUUCUUCUCAUUAUAUAAAGAAGGCGUUCAAGUUGAGAUUGAAGUUUGUCCUCUAACCAAAAAUAGUCCAUUAAACGGCGUUAAAAUACGCCAUAUUGGCGGUGAUAAAUGGAUUUAUAAGAAAAUGAGAAACGAAAUACUAACUGGCUUACAGUUAUAACACGGGUUGUUUCGAGAUUUAACGUGUCACACUAAAAGUGAUUGUUGUUGUGCCUCGGUAAUUUAUUUCUACUUGCCUGGCCCACCCAUCUCGCCCUUACGAGAAAUACGAAAAAAACAUCAUGGAAAACUGAUGUAGCCAGUUUAUUCUAUGAGAAGGCCAAUCAGAUUGAGAGGCUGAAAUAUCCUCGUCGUUUGAUUGGCUAAUUUCAUGUUUAGCUUUGACUUUCACGCUUAAUUUAUCUGUUACUGUUUCACGUGUCGUGAUUGUCUCUAUGUUUUUGCGUAUUAAAGAAAUCUUAUCUGUAGACGAAUAUUUAAAUAACCUUUAUGCGACGAGGGUUCUCUGCAAAUCACAUUUUCAUGCGAAUUUUAGCUGAAUCCUCGCAGCUUAACGUAUAUUUGCACGACAGCUCACGAGUUGUCGUAAAUAUGUUUUAUUGUUUUUUUUUUGUAAAUAAAAGUGUGAAUUGUAAAUACAAUAAGGAAUAUAUAAAAUUAAGUUGUCACCAAAGAAAUAGAAAGAAUAUUUUGUAA
Molecule: messenger RNA, 3621 nt
Organism: Hydractinia symbiolongicarpus
Lineage: Eukaryota; Metazoa; Cnidaria; Hydrozoa; Anthoathecata; Hydractiniidae
Product: serine/threonine-protein kinase SIK3-like
Exons: 8
Coding region: 32-3085 (1017 amino acids)
Biological process (GO): microtubule cytoskeleton organization; intracellular signal transduction; protein phosphorylation
Cellular component (GO): cytoplasm
Molecular function (GO): protein serine/threonine kinase activity; tau-protein kinase activity; ATP binding
Source: RefSeq, a predicted model, not a curated record